Talaromyces rugulosus is the source of this 3123-nucleotide messenger RNA. RefSeq lists its product as uncharacterized. The transcript is spliced from 3 exons. Lineage: Eukaryota; Fungi; Ascomycota; Eurotiomycetes; Eurotiales; Trichocomaceae. The annotation marks the transcript as partial. The record is from RefSeq and is a predicted model, not a curated record.
CCCUAUCACAUAGAAUCACAGACUCAUAACAUGUUUUCAGAUAGAAUGAUGGGGCAUGUAUCCAGCUGCAGCAGUGCAUCUGGUGUCAUGUCCCCUCAACACCAGACUGAUACUGUGACCAACGACGAUGCGGGUCCCCAAAAAAUUGAGCCAGUUUGUGAAGAGAGGGUGCAAGACCUCACCCACACAGAACAUCUCUCCCCAGCCACUGGCCCCUCCUUUUUCCACCAUUUUCGCUCUCUCUUUGUCUCUCCAGAGUUUUUUCCCAACUCUAUCACCAUCGAGUACAAGAACUGGCACAACUCUGAUAUUCAGUGCAGAGCUUUGGCGGUGCCUCCACCCCCAGCGUGCGAGCUGAGCGAGGAGAGGCCCGUCAUGGCACAGCCGGUGAAAGAUGGGCGCCUGAUACUUCACGCCAUCAUCCCAAAGGACUAUCCUGGAGGAAAGGAAGGGUUUUCGUCCACUUCUGCCAAGUUCCUUCGCAACGAACAGACUUUUGGUAUUACACACAUUUACUUUGGGGAAGACGAUAUUUCUGGCUACUUGAAGAUGGUAAGCGAUAGCUUCAAAGAGCAGUCCAAAUCAUCAAGCAGAAGCAAAAACAAGGAGCCAAAGGGCAAGGCUAUCAAGUGGAAGAACCCCGUCACGGCAUUUGGCUGUCGCUACGUGUGGGCUCAUGAUCUUGCCACUCCUCAUUUGUUGUAUUUUCGCAUCCGUCCUACCUGGGUAGACCUGCCUGCUCUAGCAGUGGUCGACACAACUCAUGAUGGGUAUAUGAAUGAACUUGGCAAUAGCAAGGAACGAUUUGUGCAACUUGCCCUUCCUCAAAUUCAUCUCAGUGUCAUUAUCAAGAAUUACAAGCAGCUUUUCCAACAGUCCAGCCAGGAGCAGCCCGCGAUCCCAGGCGUCGAGUUUGACCCAACACAAGCUUGGUGGUGGAACAUUGUUCAAGAGAACCAACGGCGGCGACAUCUCGCACAGCUUGCAGCAGCUCCCGAGCCUGUCACAGAGUCUACAGCCGUCGAAGAUGUGACUAGGGUUACAGGUUCUGCGGGUUACUCACCAGAAUCUCCUACUGACCAGCCCGUGCUUUCAGAGGCACCGGAUGACGAUUCGGCUGGCCGAGAAGUUUUUCAGACUGCACCUUGCGAUGAAGAUGUUGCCGGUUUAGCCGACGCGUUUUUGACUACUGGAACAACGAUCGAGGUGUCUGAAGAGCAUAAGGAUGAGCAAGGCAAAGAACAGGAGGUUAUCACUGAUGGUUCUAAUUUGGCUCAUGUCGAAGAUGACAAUAUCCAGCCAUCUCAGUUGACCAAAGAAACACUCGCAGAAGAAAGGGGGCUUGACACUGGUUUAUUUGAGUCAGAGCCGAUUGAAAAAGUCGAGACUCAUGAUUCAUCAUCCACUCUUCGUAGUGAGACCACUGAGUCUCUUGAAGAACACGAGGACAAAUUCGUCACUAGUGGAGACGACAUUAUUGAAAAAGCAACCGCAAAAAGCAAUCUGACCCAAGCCACUGCUAAAACAGAAGCGACCUCUACUGAGACCGCAUCUUCCGUUGGGGAGAAAUCAGAUAUUGGCAUGAGCCAGACGGUCUCCAAGUCGAAGAAGAAGAAGUCUAAGAAGAAAAAGACGGCAAAUAAAUCCGACCAGGCCAUCUCGGAAAAAGCUUCUGUCGGAGAGACUGAAACGGCUACCGCUGAACGCUCUAGUCUUGAUACAGUACCGGACGACGACCCCAGUUGGAACAUCGUGACUCACGCCAAAAAGCGUCAAGGGUUGACUAAAUCAAAAUCUCACGAAAGUUCUUGUCAGGACAUCAACCAGACAUCGUCGAACAUGAGGGGGGCUAGAGGUUCAGCUCCAUACCGAGGUGCUAUUGCACCACCACCACCGCCGCCACAGAUCAAUGAUUCUGAGUUUCCUCGCUUGCCAGCAGUUCCUGAAAACAGCAGUGUCCAUCAUACUACCUCUCUUAAUCUAGCAAGAGCCUCGAAUAAUGCUUCUCGGUCGGCGCAUUCAAACAACAAGUACAACAACAACAAUGUGCAGAUAGCAUCGAGCAAUAGACCUGUCACUGUCCCAGUCACUCCCAAUACAACAGUGCAGCCACUUGCUCCUCCUUUUUGGCCUCGAGCUCGAGGUCGCGUUCAGCCUGGUCCAGGGGCUUUCAUUCAGCUAGACAGCACUGGAUUCCCAUGUUCUAUGGAGAACUGCGACAAGCGGUGUUGCUCUCUUGAUUACACAUCUAUAAUUUGCCCGCGCUGCGGCCCACUGUCAGAGGUUCGCUACUGCGGCAAAGAGCAUCUAUUUGCAGAUGUCAAAACCCAUUGGCAAUGGUGUGGUCAAUUCACAUUUGUGGUGCCAGCUCGUGGGAACCUUCCAGUUGUCCAGUCACCCCCGCUGGUGCCCAGCUUCUACAUGUGGGACAACCCUGAACGAUUUCGUCUGGCUUUGCAUCACGCCGUCGACCGCAGGGCCGACUACUUUGUCUUCAGUGACUGGAUUGACUAUAUGCGUCAUGGUCAGCCUAAAGAUAUUUUGAAUAUCCGCUGUCCAACUCAAGUGACUCACAAGGUCUCGUUUUCCGAUCCAGUCAUGAAAGAUCGCUUCCACCGUAUACUGGGAGUCUGCCUAAUGUUGUCGCCCGUCCAACUCGAGUUCGUGAACUACUUAUUCCGAAUGAUCCGUGACAACCUACGUGAACAAGGGGUAUGGAACGACAACCUCAACGAGGCAGUACUCUAUCAAAUGACCCUUGAAUUCGGCGUCGACCUGCAGGACUGGUUUACCGGCACCAGACACGCAUGCGAAGUUGAAUGGGCUGGCUGGAACCGGUGUCGCGGGUGCAGAGAUAUAACUUGUCUCAUGGAAUAUAAGGACGGGGUCAAGUCGACAUUACUCGAACAAAAGACCAAGGAUCUCGAGGCCAACUUUUGGAUUCUGCGUGCUCACCGCUACACUCACCCGGACAUUCCCGGUAUGUCCCAGGAGGCAAUUCAGCGGCGCACUCGAGGUGAAGGGUUUCCAGACGUGAUUCCAGAAGACCAGCGUCUGUUCAUCCGCGGACCCGGUUGGGAUCAUGCGGCAGGCGGGUUUGAAAUCGAAGAUUAUGGGGGUUGA